Messenger RNA from Daucus carota subsp. sativus, 2557 nucleotides. RefSeq names its product pentatricopeptide repeat-containing protein At2g17033. Gene Ontology annotation, molecular function: protein binding. The transcript has 4 exons. The record is from RefSeq and is a predicted model, not a curated record. The coding region runs from base 223 to 1581 and encodes 452 amino acids. Lineage: Eukaryota; Viridiplantae; Streptophyta; Magnoliopsida; Apiales; Apiaceae.
AGACUGCAUAGAUGAUACAUGGGUGUGAUUUGAGCGCCCACUUCCCCGCUAGUUGCUAGUUGCAAAGGAUAAGAGCUUCUGCUAUUUGAACAGAUAACAAAAACAUGGGAUGGGUUCUUGAAUUUCUGACCAGAAGUAAAGGGUGUCUUCGUUAACUUGAAAAUCUGGGAAGUCAAAAUUUGGGUAUAGCCAAUACACAGGUAUCUUAACUUAUUAGCAGUCAUGGCAGCUCUACAACUUUCACUGCCGCAUUCAUGGAACAGUAAAAGGUUUCGCCUUCAGCUCGGGAAAUCAAUUGGUCCGUUGCGGUUACCGCCAUCGUGUGCACUAAGCAAGCAAGGGCAACGCUUUUUUACUUCCCUUGCAACAUCUGCCACCGGUGAUCCGUUGGUUACUGAUCGCCUUAUUCGCAAAUUCAUUGCAUCCUCCUCAAAGUCGGUAGCUCUGAAUGCCCUUUCCCAUCUUCUAACGCCAAACUCCUCCCAUCCCCACCUCUCCUCACUUGCAUUUCCGUUCUAUUCCUUGUUAACUAGAGCACCAUGGUUCAGUUGGAACCCUAAGCUGGUAGCAGAUGUCAUUGCAUUGCUUUACAAACAGGAAAGGUUCGAUGAAGCAGAAGCCCUGAUUUCUGAAACAGUUUCAAGUCUGGAUAUUCGAGAGCGUGAACUCUGUACCUUCUAUUGUUGUCUAAUAGAGUUUCAUGCUAAGCACAAAUCAAAGCAAGGAGUCUUUGAUUCAUAUUCCACUUUGAAGCAAAUUCUUUCUUGUUCAUCAUCGAUUUACUUGAAACGGAGAGCCUACGAAUCAAUGAUAUGCAGCUUGUGCGCUAUUGAUUUGCCCUGUGAAGCUGAGAAUAUGAUGGAAGAGAUGAAAGUCCAAGGGAUCACUUCCAAACCGUCUGCAUUUGAAUUGCGAUCUAUUGUUUAUGCAUAUGGAAGAAUAGGCUUGUUCAAAGAAAUGAGCAGACUUUUAUCUAAAAUGGAGAGUGAUGGGAUCAAAAUGGACACUGUUAGUUUCAAUAUGGUGCUCUCAUCCUUGGGAGCUCACGGUGAGCUUUUGGAAAUGGUUUCAUGGCUUCAGCAAAUGAAGUAUCUAAAUGUUCCCCUUUCAAUUCGAACAUACAAUACAGUCUUAAAUGCAUGCCCAUCAAUUAUGUCAAUGCUACAAGAUCCAAAAAGCAUCCCCCUUUCUUUGAAUGAGUUGCUAGCUUGUUUGUAUGAUAAGGAGAAUAUGUUGGUCCAGGAGUUGAUCGUGUCCUCCGUCUUGGUGGAGGCAAUGGGAUGGGCAUCUUUAGAACUGAAGUUGGAUUUGCAUGGAAUGCAUUUGGGUUCUGCCUACUUGAUAAUCUUACAAUGGUUUGAUGAGGUGCGGACAAGAUUUCAACUUGGGCAAGAAGACAUUCCAGCAGAGGUAAGGAUUAUUUGUGGGUCAGGCAAGCACAGUACAGUUAGAGGGGAGUCCCCUGUGAAGCAUUUGGUUAAAGAAUUAAUGAUACGCACAAAAAGUCCAUUGAGGAUUGAUAGGAAGAAUAUUGGAUGUUUUGUUGCCAAAGGAAAAGUUUGUAAGAGUUGGUUGUGUUGAAUUUCUUCUUCUGCGCAGCGAAGAACUAUACGAGGACAGCGUUAAGUUUCUUUAAAUGAAUAGUGUACACGCAGACCUCAAACUUGUCCUAUUUUAAGCUCCCACAUAUAUGCUUCCCUGAGUUAUGCUGUGAGAUUAUUACCACCAUGUUCAUAAAGAUACAUUGCUACCACCUUGAUCCUAAUAUCACAAACAGGUACCUGUCAAAGGAACUUGAUCGACAGUGAUGGUACAUGGUGAUUGUCUAGACUUAACUAAUUGUGCACAAUCACUAGAUGAUGCUGUAAAAUAUUCACCUCCAACAUUUUUCUUUUUGACAAGAUAAUCACGUUGAGGAAAGACCAGGAGCUUUUUCAAGGAAGGAUUGUUUAUAACCUCUCACAUUGAAAGAAAAGCCAGGUUCUUCGAUGAAAUGGAUUUUGUCUAUUCAUAUAUGCACAAUGAAUUGUUUGUAUAUAUAGGUUUAUUAAUCAUGUUAAAUUUCAAAGUUUUUUGUAUGAUUGGUGUUCACUUGGAUGGAAUGGAAUGAAAGAGGGAAUGGAUGGAAAAUUUAUAAAGUUUUAUGAAGAAAGAAGAAAGUACGAGACAAUAAUGAUUAAAUAUAAGAACUCAGUGGUGAUCUUCUCAAGAAGGACUUGUCCAAGUAGAGGGCAUUCUUGUGGAGGUGAUAUCGGCCAUGUUUUUGACAUUGAUGUCAAGGGGAUACAGCUGAUACUCGAUUCCCAGUUCUUUGACGGUUUUAAGUAUCUCUUCCACGAGGAGAGAUCUCCGGUUAUAUCUCUCAAUCAUGUUUUGGUGAUUCAUUUUAUGUGUUGGCCAUAAAGACAUUCUAAUCCUGUUCAACUGAUCAGUGUCCCGCGUUACAAGUAUGGCAUUCGGGUACCAGUGGUCCUUCUUGUUUUCGAUGUAACUGCAAGAGUUAAGAAACUCUGUAAGUUGUAUCUGUUUAGACAUAAUGAGCAUUAUGACUUUUUCA